AAAAAAGAGCUCUUUUGCCUCCGAGAAAACCAGAAAAACAAAACUGAGAAAGACGAAUGUGAUUUAUCGCCGGAGAUUAAGAAGAUGAUGAUCGGAGAAGCUCGCCGGACACACCCCACGGUGGAAAUUCCUCCAUGGCCAGUUUCUGAAGAUUUUUCGGCGGCGGAUAUGUUUUCGCCGGCAAUGAACAGUCCAGAUUGCAGCAUGCUUGAAGCUUUGGCGGCGUUGCAGCGGUAUCUGCCGUCUAACGAACCGGAUCCGGAUUCUGACUCGGAUCUUUUGGGUCCUGACUCUCCAAUCGAUGCUUACUCAUGUGAUCAUUUCCGCAUGUACGAUUUCAAAGUCCGGAGGUGCGCUCGUGGCCGGAGCCAUGAUUGGACGGAGUGUCCGUACGCUCAUCCCGGAGAGAAAGCUCGCCGGAGGGAUCCGAGGAAGUACCAUUACUCCGGGACGGCUUGUCCCGAUUUCCGAAAAGGCAGUUGCAAAAAAGGAGACACUUGCGAGUUCGCUCACGGAGUUUUCGAGUGUUGGCUUCAUCCACUUCGUUACCGGACUCAGCCAUGUAAAGACGGCGGUAACUGUCGCCGGAAAGUUUGUUUCUUUGCUCACUCACCGGAUCAGCUUAGGUAUCUACCGAAUCGGAGCCCAGAUCGUGUCGAUUCCUUUGACGUUUCGUCUCCGAUUCGUCAUUCCUGUGCGAGAGCGUUUCAGCUCUCGAUAUCUCCUGUUUCAGGCUCGCCGCCGAUGAGCCCAAGAGCUGACUCGGAGUCUUCUCCGAUGACUCAGUCACUGAGUCGAUCACUCGGAUCUUGCUCUAUAAACGACACCGUUACGUCGUUUAGGAACUUGCAGUUUGAAAAGGUGAAAUCUUUUCCUCCGACUUACAACAAUCCGUUACGAUGCUACCAAUCCGGAUUCGGGUCGCCCCGAGGAUCCAUCUUGGGUCCUGGGUUUCAGAGUCUGCCUUCAACCCCGACCCGACCCGGGAAUUUGGAUAUUUGGGAGAAUGGUUUAGAGGAAGAGCCAGCAAUGGAGCGGGUCGUGGAGUCGGGUCGUGAGCUACGAGCAAAGAUGUUUGAGAAACUGAGCAAGGAGAAUUGCAUGGAUCGGGUUGAACCGGAUCCGGAUCAGAAUUCGGGUGAAGCUCCUGAUGUCGGCUGGGUAUCUGAGCUGGUGAUGUAGGGAGUCAGAUAUCCGACCCGUACCCGGAACUCUAAAUCUCAUUGAUAGUCAGUCAAAUAUCGGUUUUUUUAAGGAUCUCUUCUAAGGACAAGAGGAGGAGGUCGAGUGUGUUCAUAUUAUUAUUCACUAAUUUCGUAUUAUCUGAUAAUUAUAAUAAUAAUCAUCAUAUAUGGAUUUUUGGGGAUGAUUUUUCUGAGAAGACUUUGGAAUCUCCUUGUAUAGAUGUGCCUAGGGUUUUCAGUUAUGGAACAUUAAUAUAUUUACUAUUUUUAUCGUUUAUGUAAGACUAUAAGGUUUAAUGUAAUCCAUUUGUAACUGUGCUUCCCCUAGUUUUUCUU
Molecule: messenger RNA, 1520 nt
Organism: Eutrema salsugineum
Lineage: Eukaryota; Viridiplantae; Streptophyta; Magnoliopsida; Brassicales; Brassicaceae
Product: zinc finger CCCH domain-containing protein 49
Exons: 1
Coding region: 85-1182 (365 amino acids)
Molecular function (GO): metal ion binding
Source: RefSeq, a predicted model, not a curated record